CAGAGGCAAUAUUGCACACAUCGAAGCACUUUGCGGACCCUUGUUGCUGAACAAACAAAUAACAUACAAUUGUUGUUAUUACUAAAAUACAGUGAGUGUGUACUGAGAGUAUGGCCCUGUGGACUGUAUGGACACUCGUCAUAUGUGGAGUCCUGACCUGGCAAGGGUUAAAUGCUCAGGACUGUGGUAUAGCUCCUCUGAACACAAAGAUAGUGGGUGGUGUGAAUGCUUCAGCUGGGUCUUGGCCAUGGCAGGUCAGCAUGCACAUUGGAGUCGGUUCGACUAAACAACACGUCUGUGGAGGGACCCUCAUCAAUGAUCAGUGGGUCCUCACGGCAGCUCAUUGCAUUUUGAUAACCGACACCAGAGUUUGGACUCUCUACAUGGGAAGAGAGACUCAGAGUGGCCCGAACAAUAAUGAGGUGAGCCGCUCUGUGUCCAAGAUCAUAGUUCAUCCAGACUACAACAACACCAUGUUCAACAACGACAUUGCCCUCAUGAAGCUGAGCAGUCCUGUUAGUUUCACGGAUUUCAUCAGACCCAUCUGCCUAGCUAGUGACUCCAGCCAAUUCAACAACGCCACCUUCUGCUGGGCCACUGGCUGGGGUCGACUUGGGGCAGAUCAGCCCAACCAAGCGUUUGAUUCACUACAGGAGGUCCAGAUUCCUGUCAUCGGAAAUAAGCAGUGUACCUGCAGUUACAUAGAAAUACCAGACGCAAAACUGACAGAAAAGAUGAUCUGUGCUGGAGAGGGGGGCAAAGGAGCAUGUCAGGGCGACUCUGGCGGACCUUUGCAGUGCAAACAAAACUCAAGGUGGAUCCAAGCGGGCAUCACUAGUUUUGGACUACCUUGUGCACGGCCUGGUUUUCCUGAGGUUUAUGCCAGAGUGUCUGAGUUCCAGACAUGGAUCUUGGCUCAAGUGGCCGGGGCAAAUGUAGACUUUGUGGUUUUCACCUCCAACGGCACCGAUCCAGACAGCAGCUUUGUGUGUCCGACCUCGGGCGCUUCAACAAUCACAAAUGAGAUGAUGUUGGUUAUCAUUGCGGCAUUGUUCCAGCUGCAUAUUUUAGCUCUGUAGCAUGGUUAUGCAUUUCUCCAUGUCACCUUAUUCUGCUGCUUCAUUCAUACCACAUUUAAAAUGAUUUUUCAUAAUGUGACUGUCAAUGCAACGUAGCUUUGGAGACCUUGGAUUGCUUUCUUUCUGCAUCAAGCCAUAAAUUAAAUCUGCCCUAAAUAUAGGUUAACAAUCAGCUCUGAUGCAAAUAUAGAAAUGAAGAUUAAACAGCCACAGAGGUCAACUGCAUAUUAAGUAUAAAUAUAACUGCUACUAAUGAGUUGAAAGCAAAAGAAAUCCCAUUGCACAGAAUAAGAGCAAUUGAAUUCAAUAAAGGUUUUACUUAUUUGACUAUAGAUAAGUAAACUGUAACCUGUUUUUAUUGCCAGAUUUCACCCUCUUAUUGUUAAGACCUGCUAUAUUAAUGAGUUGUUGUUCAAACUGUAUUAAUGGAUCAAUAUUUGUGAAUUUAAACACGAUUUACCCAAUUUGGUGACUGGCCAAACACAUGGAGGAAAAUAUCAGAAAUAAUUAUUGGAGUCACCAAUCUGACCACCUGGUUAAGCUGCUGCUGCAGUGUUAAAAUCCCAAAACUCAGAGUCCCUUCACUCAAUAACUGCCUUCUUUAGGCAACUCUUUUAUUCUGAUAACAACUAUAAUUUAUUAGAAGAUUAAUGUAUGACUUUCAUUUUGUAAAUUCACAGCAUUUAUCUUAGAGUAUGAAAAUUUCCAUCUCUAGGCCUGAUAAUUUCUUCUUAAAUGUGUCUUAAAGUACUGCUUGAAUGUAAAUGUUUCUUUGAUUAAUCAUUUAUUAAACAAAAUUGUUGAAUGG
Cheilinus undulatus (humphead wrasse) is the source of this 1887-nucleotide messenger RNA. RefSeq names its product testisin-like. Lineage: Eukaryota; Metazoa; Chordata; Actinopteri; Labriformes; Labridae. The record is from RefSeq and is a predicted model, not a curated record. The coding region runs from base 111 to 1079 and encodes 322 amino acids. Gene Ontology annotation, molecular function: serine-type endopeptidase activity. The transcript has 6 exons. Gene Ontology annotation, biological process: proteolysis.